Messenger RNA from Poeciliopsis prolifica (blackstripe livebearer), 6535 nucleotides. RefSeq names its product calsyntenin 1 (gene clstn1). Lineage: Eukaryota; Metazoa; Chordata; Actinopteri; Cyprinodontiformes; Poeciliidae. The record is from RefSeq and is a predicted model, not a curated record. Gene Ontology annotation, molecular function: kinesin binding; amyloid-beta binding; calcium ion binding. Gene Ontology annotation, cellular component: cell surface; postsynaptic membrane. The transcript has 19 exons. The coding region runs from base 21 to 2966 and encodes 981 amino acids. Gene Ontology annotation, biological process: positive regulation of synapse assembly; positive regulation of synaptic transmission; homophilic cell-cell adhesion.
GGGCUGAACUCAAAGUCAGGAUGCGGUUCCGAGGGAAUGGACAAUUUGCAUCCGCAGUCGGACUGGUCCUCGGACUAUUAUGCGCGGUGGAGGCAGCUAAAGUCAAUAAGCACAAACCGUGGAUCGAGACAACAUACCAUGGGAUUGUGACGGAGAACGAUGACAAAGUUAUUCUGGACCCCCCUCUAAUUGCGCUGGACAAAGACGCACCUUUACGCUACGCAGAGAGUUUUGAGGUGACCCUCACCGAAGAAGGUGAGAUUUGCGGCUUCAGGAUCCACGGGCAGAACGUCCCCUUCGAGGCAGUGGUCCUGGACAAGUCCACUGGUGAGGGGGUCAUCAGGGCCAAGGAGAAGCUUGACUGUGAGCUGCAGAAGGAGCACACCUUCACCAUCCAGGCCUACGACUGUGGAGAGGGACCUGAUGGCGCCAACAUGAAGAAAUCACACAAGGCGACCGUCCACAUCCAGGUGAACGACAUCAACGAGUAUUCCCCGGUGUUCAAGGAGAAGACGUACAAAGCCACCGUGAUCGAGGGGAAGAAAUACGACAACAUCCUGAAGGUGGAUGCGGUGGAUGCCGACUGCUCCUUCCAGUUCAGCCAAAUCUGCAGCUAUGAAAUUGUCACGCCCGACGUUCCCUUCACUAUCGACAAAGACGGCUUUAUUAAAAACACUGAGAAGCUGAGCUACGGCAAAGAGCACAUGUACAAGUUGACCGUGACCGCCUACGACUGCGGGAAGAACCGAGCUUCUGAAGAUGUGUUGGUCAAAAUCAGCAUAAAGCCCACCUGCAGACCCAGCUGGCAAGGCUUCAAUAAGAGGACUGAGUAUGAACCGGGCACCGGUAGCCUGGCUCUUUUCCCCAGCAUGCACCUGGAGACCUGCGAUGUGCCCAUCACCUCCGUCCGGGCCAGUAUUGAACUGGAAACCAACCACAUUGGAAAGGGCUGUGACCGUGACACGUACUCUGAGAAGUCACUGCACAAGCUGUGUGGAGCCAGCUCCGGUACCGUGGAGCUUCUUCCUGCUCCGAGCAGCUCUGCCAACUGGACGGUGGGACUGCCCACUGAUAAUGGACACGAUAGCGACCAGGUGUUUGAGUUCAACGGCACCCAGGCCAUCAAGGUGCCCGAUGGUUUGGUGAACACCAACCUGAAGGAGCCCUUCACCAUCUCUGUGUGGAUGAGGCACGGACCCGGCUCCCACGAAAAGGAGACGAUCCUCUGCAACUCAGACAAAACAGAUAUGAACAGACACCACUACUCCCUCUACGUUCACAACUGUAGGCUAAUCCUUCUCCUCCGCCAGGAUCCAUCCGAGGCAGAGAACUACAAACCAGCAGAGUUCCACUGGAAACUGGACCAGGUGUGUGACAAAGAGUGGCAUCAUUAUGUGCUCAACGUGGAGUUCCCCACAGUUUCUCUGUUUGUGGAUGGGACGUCCUUCGAGCCCUUCAUGGUCACAGAGGAUUACCCACUGCACCCCUCUAAGAUCGAGACUCAGCUCACAGUUGGUGCCUGCUGGCAAGAAAACUCGGGACAUGACAAUGACACUGAGGCGGCCCCUGAGACCACCUCAGGCGGGAAUGCCCGAAUGGCUCAGUUUUUCCGAGGAAACCUUGCAGGCCUGAUCAUCCGCUCCGGCAAGCUGGAGAACAAGAAGGUGAUCGACUGUUUGUACACCUGCAAAGAAGGCCUGGAUGUGCAGCUGCCUGAGGAAGUAGCUUCAGCGGUGAAGGUUGAUUUCAACCCCAACCAGUCCUCUUUGACAGUGGAAGGUGACGACAUCGACGCCUUUGACAAAGUCAUGCAGCACAUCUCCUACUUAAACUCCCGCCAGUUCCCAACCCCAGGCAUUAGGCACCUUCGCAUCUCCACCACUGUUAAGUGUUUGAACGAGGACGCCUGUGUGGGGGUGCCGGACGCUGAAGGCUACGUGAUGGUGCUGCAGCCCGAGGAGCCGAAGAUCAGCCUGAGCGGCAUCGACCACUUCGCCCGCAGCGCCGCUGAAUUCGAGAGCCAGGAAGGUGUGACUCUGUUCCCCGAGCUUCGCAUCGUCAGCACCAUCACCCGGGAAAUGGAGGCCGACGCAGAGUCUGAAGCAGCAGAAGGCACUGACGAUGACCCUACAGUUCAAGAGACAGUUGUGUCAGAGGAGAUCAUGCACAACUUGGACUCGUGUGAAGUGUCUGUGGUGGGAGAUGAGCUGGACAGCGAGCAUGAGAGCCUGGAGGUGGACGUCUCUCAGCUGCAGCAACGCGCCCUGGAGAUGAGCUCAUCUAACCUGGGCCUCGUCAUCACCGGUGUGAACACUAUGGCCAACUAUGAGCAGGUCCUGCACCUCAUCCGCUACAAGAACUGGCACACCGAAGCGCUCUUUGACAGGAAAUUCAAGCUGGUCUGCUCUGAACUCAACGGUCGCUACAUCAGCAACGACUUCAAGGUUGAGGUUAAUGUGAUCCACACGUCCAAUCCUGUAGAGCACGCCAACAACGCCAUGGUGCAGCCCAACUUCAUCAACCCUGUCCAUCAUGCCUCUGUCGAUCUGUCUGGUCACAACCUGGUCAACGCUCACCAGGCUUCAGUGGUUCCCAGCGCUGCCACCAUUGUCAUUGUGGUGUGUGUGAGCUUCCUGGUGUUCAUGAUUAUCCUGGGCGUGUUCCGCAUCCGAGCUGCACACCAGCGAACCAUGAGAGACCAGGAGAGCGGCAAGGAGAACGAGAUGGACUGGGACGACUCGGCCCUGACCAUCACAGUUAACCCCAUGGAGACGUACGAGGACCAACACAGCAGCGAGGAGGAGGAGGAAGAGGAGGAGGACAGCGAGGACGGGGAGGAGGAAGACGACAUCACGAGCGCUGAGUCAGAAAGCAGCGAGGACGAGGAGGGCGGUGAGCCAGAAGACCAGCAGGGGACCAGCAGACAGCAGCAGCUGGAGUGGGACGACUCCACCCUCACCUACUGAGACACACCAAGCCCCCCCACACAUGCUCUGACACACACACACAUACCCGUCACCGCUUUACGCACCUCUCCAUGCAGUUUCUUGUCUAGGAGCCAUGAUAUAUAUAAAUAUAUAUAUAAAACAAAAUAAAAAAAGAAAAACGACGACAAAAGAAUAAAUAAAGUAUAGAAGAGUCUUCAGCGUUUAGGGUCAAGGCUUUCCUGUUGUUAUCUUUGUGGUGGUACUCAGUGUAGUGUAGUCAUCACCGGUUUGCUGAUUUUUACUUUAUGGUUUUUAUUUAUUAUACUUUUUAAUUCCCUGGAAAACUUGGCCUACAUUUCUUCUGGAGUGUGUGAGGAAGCCAGCCCUGCACUUUCUGUUCUCUGUCAGGCUUUCGCGCGGAGAUUCGUUCAGAUUUCCCGACCUAUAUCCUUUGGCUUACCGCUUUUAGGGUCUCUUGCCAUGACUUCGGUUUUCUUGAUUGUAGUCCACAGUGGAGCAGUUUUAUCGAAGUAGCCUGCAAUCUCUCUCUCUCUCUCUCUUUUUUUGUUGUUUUUUUUUCUUGUUUUAGUGCAUGAGGAAAACUUGGGAAGUCUUACAUGUAGAGAAAUGAAUUGCUUUUUAAAGAUUUUUUUUGUAAAUAUAAAUACAAUGUAAUUAGUCAAUGUGUUUAGUGAAAGCCCGCUCAGCAGGGCUCGAUACCUUAAAAAAAAAAAAGAAAAGAAAAACAUGCCGUAUGUAAUGUAGAAUAUUUGUGUCACCGCAGGCUGUAGCAUGUUGCUGAAUUUCUGCUGAAGCUGUUCCAUCGUGCUUUUCCCAAAAGUCUGCCUCGUGAUGAGAAACCCAGGACUGUUAACGCGGAGGUUUCCAUGACAAAGUGCUGUCCGAGUUUUGACGUUUUCUUUCGAUCGUUUCUUUUUUUCUCUCCCUUUUUUUUUCUGCGAGAAGUGAAAUCGGUUCCCGUGCUUUUCUCGUGAGCAGGAUGAUUUGACAGCUUUUCGCUCUGUUACUACCGAGGACCAAAAGCGCCACAAUCUGAAAAAUAAAUCAUUUCUCAAAUCUUUUUAUGCAAUACUGACUUAAUAAGCAAAAUUUGGAUUGACAUACAAAGAAGAAAUGUCAAUAAAUUAAUGAUUGCAUAAUUAAAUGUGUAAAUUAUUGAUUUUAAAUUUCAUAACACAUUAAAAUCAGACAAGAAUUUUAUAAUUUUAUUGAAUUGUUUCAGAUUUUCUGUCAUCAUGAAAUAACUUACUGUUGUAAAAGAUACUCUAACAUCUGAUUGGUCGGCCCGCACCACAGUUUCAGCCUAACACAAUGAAUCAGUCAGAAGUUGUUAUAUUUUUUAAAAUCUAACUUCUUAUCAGAUGCUUUUAAACAACCAACCCAAAGCUAUUUUGUAUCAUAACUGAUGCAUUAGCCGCUUGUGUUUGUUUAUUUGUUCUAUUGCCUUAAAACCAAUUGCCACCAUAGGACUUUGAAAUAUUUCAAUAAAUAUUGAAAUACUUCAUAUUUUUAACAUUGUGAAUUCAGAUAUUAAUCAACCAUCUCCACAUUUAAUUAUGCUUCAUAUAACAUUGUAAUAUUGAAAUAAUUACAGCUAAAUCACUUCCUUUGUCUCAUGUUACUUAAAUGAUUAAGACAUAUACAUAUUUAAUAAAUGACUUAUUUAUUGAAUCGUGGUGUUUUUGGCCCAUCAAUGCGUCACGCUUUGCUCCGCUUGCACAGGUGGCAAUGCUCGACUCCUGGCGUUCCCGGUAGAACUCGUCGUUGUACAGAAGGAAUCUUUUUAUUUUAUUUUUCAGAUCGGCUGCGCUUAUUUCACAACAUUUGUUUCUUUUUGCGAACGGCAGGAAAGCAAGGCUGCGAGAUUUUGAAACGGAGGUCCUGAACUUCCUGCAGUUUGGACCAGCAGAGAUUUGUCGGGUUGUUUUUCAGAGAGAAAAAUGUAUUUUUUCUCCACAGUACGGCUGUUUAAUCCUAAAACGAUCAUGUGUUUAUUCUGUGCAUUUUUAACCUAUUCUCCAGCUCCGACCCGCAUCACGGAUUUUCAGCAGGAAAACACUUUAAAAAUAACUUCUUUUUUUCUUCACAAUAGACCACUAGACUUUAUUGUUCAUGGAAUCACACUGGUAGAGUUGUUCCUACAUAUUUGUUCACAUUUGGUAAACUUAAUUUUCCUGCUGGAAUUUAGUAUAAAAUAUACUAUCGAUUGGGAAAAUGUGACGAGCCUGUCUCCUCUCAGACACUGUUGUCCGUCACUGUUGUGUAUGUACAUAUAUAUAAAUAUAUUUGUCUUACAAAAUCAGAAGAUGACGAUCCUUUGCUCUUUACUCUAAUGUGAAGGUACUAAAAGCUGCAUUAAUUACUAGCAGAUUUUUGGCAUUGCAUGGCACAGAAGCAGCGUUUACAAAAAGCAUUAGUGGCUGGAUUUUGGUUCUUUUUCUUUUUCUUUUUUAUGCAUGAGUCUGUUUUCAGAGGCCAAAUCUGAUUUUCUUUAUGGGGACAGAGCUUUCUUUUAAAGAGUUGAUUUUUUGUUUCUAAUCUCCAGUUAAUUGCUUAACGACCAGUCUCCCUUCCAUGAUGACACGUAAAGCACGGGGCCAGGUCUGAGCCAGCUGAGGUGGGGAGUGCCUUUUCGCCAACCGUUGCAAAAUUAGCAGGUCUAACAAAAAACAAAAAACAUUUAUCCACUCUCUUUUAUUUGUGACAUUUUUUUAUUAUUGUUUGAUGCUAGAUUUCUUACAAAGCUGAGAUGGGUUUUUUUUCAGCUUGUAGUGACUGUAGUCCACUGCUAGUUUUAUUGAAACUACAAACAUUCUACAUUAGAUGUCAUGUGUCCUUGUUGAUGUGUAGAGAAAGUAGAUCCAUAUUGUAUCUUCUAUAGAUAUUGUACUGAAUCCACCUUUAAAUGAUGUACAGUACAUGAAGAAAUCGCUUUGGCAGCAUAAUGUGGGCGUACUAAUAAAUUUUGCUGUCUGUGUACAGUGGAAGGUGAUUUUUUUUUUUUCUUUUUUUGAACCUUGUCCCAUCGUCAGAGCUGUUGAGAAGUGAUUCUGAGGGCAGCAUGAGUUUUACGCAGUCGCAGUAAGGCCUGCCAUCUCCAAAACUCGCAUCUUCAUCGUGUCACAGUUCAAAGUCCAGUUCAAAAGUCAGUAAUGCUUUCAACACAAGUCUCUGCCGUUACUCCAACCCCCUUAAUACGAGUCACUUCUUGCCAUAAAACGCAGCCAGGCCGUAGCGCCCCUACUAGGAAUCGGCUUUGCAUGAGCCACACGUUUGUGAAUGUCCCGUGUGGGGUUGAGACGGAGAAAGGAGUCUGUGACGCACUACUGAUUCUCGAGAUUGUCUUGUUUCACACAUCCAUCACCCUCCAGACCAGAUUGUCGUUUUUUAUUUUUAUUUUUUUGCUGUUUCCUUUAAAAUGUUGUUCAAAUGGACAAACGGUUGUGAUGUCUGCAUAAAAAUGUUGGAUGCUUCCUUUGUUGCUCGUUGGAGCCGCUCUCACUUUCCUAGCAGCCGGAAGGCGGGUUGUAGCCAAGUCGACGCUCGCUCUUAAACGAAAUAAAGGAUGAACUGAUGGGAUGUAAACA